ACUAUUGGAAAUGGAUGGAUGGAUGAUAUUCAAAAGGGGGUGUUCUUUGGGCUAGUUUUUAGCACUUCACAAUUCUGAUGUGUUGGGGUUUCAAUAAUAUUUGGAUGUUGUCUCUUAUGUGAAAUGAGGAAACCACAGUUGAAGUUUGAACCCUGAACUUUACAACUAUGAGAGUUGGGACUGCUACUCAAGUCGAGUAUUGAUCGAGGUCAGCUAGUGCCAGAUGACGUUAUGUCUCGCCUCAUCCUCACAGACCUUCGUGCUAUAGAACAAAGCAGCUGGCUGCUAGACGGUUUCCCUCGAACCGUCACCCAAGCAGACUCUCUGGAUAAAGUCUACAGUGUAGACACAGUCAUCAACCUCAAUGUACCUUUUGACACCAUUAAAGAGAGACUGUCCUCUCGCUGGACUCACCUACCCAGCGGCAGAGUUUACAACAUUGACUUCAACCCGCCAAAAGUGCCGGGUCGUGAUGAUGUCACAGGGGAGCUUCUGGUCCAGAGGAACGAUGACACACCAGAUACAGUCACGAGGCGAUUGAAAGCCUACGAAAACCAGACGGAACCCGUCUUGGAAUACUACAGGAGUAAAGGUGUGCUUGAGACUUUCACCGGUACAGAAACUAACAAGAUCUGGCCUCACAUUGAGACCUUCCUUCACAAAAAACUCCCUGUGCUCAAUAAGAAAGUUGCAUAGCAGAAGACUAUGAAUUUACCAGCAAAAUUGUAUUUAUUAAUACAGAAGUCAUUCAGGACCGUGUCAAUCACGGAACCUUUUUAGAGUGGUUGAAUUUUGCUCUCGUCAUUCCACAUUGUGCCUUACACCAAUUGAGACACACUAGAAAUGUUUUCUAAAAUUAAUCUUAUUCAGUUAACACUCCUAUGGUUCCAUAGAGCCCAAAUAAAGAUUCAGUUUCUCAUGUAGUAUUCUGACUUAAAAGGGAAUGUUUUAUUUUUUUCCUCAGAUAAUUGUUUUAACAAGCACACUAUUGUCUUAUGCUGUGACCAGUGCGUUGUGUUGUUAAAAGUUGCCUUGCAAUGGAAAUGUGAAUAAAUUAAAAUAUGAAAUCUUGAAA
Molecule: messenger RNA, 1075 nt
Organism: Syngnathus typhle (broad-nosed pipefish)
Lineage: Eukaryota; Metazoa; Chordata; Actinopteri; Syngnathiformes; Syngnathidae
Gene: ak3
Product: adenylate kinase 3
Exons: 5
Coding region: 232-696 (154 amino acids)
Biological process (GO): nucleobase-containing compound metabolic process
Cellular component (GO): mitochondrion; cytoplasm
Molecular function (GO): ATP binding; AMP kinase activity
Source: RefSeq, a predicted model, not a curated record